This is a messenger RNA of Musa acuminata AAA Group (dessert banana), 2213 nucleotides long. RefSeq lists its product as uncharacterized. Bases 5 to 688 code for a protein of 227 amino acids. The transcript is spliced from 2 exons. The record is from RefSeq and is a predicted model, not a curated record. Lineage: Eukaryota; Viridiplantae; Streptophyta; Magnoliopsida; Zingiberales; Musaceae.
UACAAUGCACAUCGUUCCUCCCACCGACCUAGGACCAAAAUUGCCAGUCGACGGUCUACGAUCGCAGGGAGCCAUGGGCGUAGCCAAGAUCGCCGUCGUCCUCUCCGUCAUCUCCACCCUCUUCCUUCUCUCCACCGCCACCCGCCUUACCCUUCCCGCCUCUUACGUCGCGGAGCUCGACCGUGAGCGGCCUGAAGACUCCCGCCAGGCGGCCACCGUCCUCCCCGUUGAAAAGUUACGCGAGGAUGGUGCCGCUACCGGCGAUGCCUUCCGCCCCAUCGACCUCACCCACCGCCCCAUCAUCCACCAGUACCGCCACGGCUCCCAAUUCGGCGUCCGCCUCAGCCGCGCCGCCGGCGACGAGGAGGUGGUCGUCCCCUAUGGCGACGACAUGAUCUUAUCGGUCCCGGCCAACGACGGGGAAUCGAACGCCGAAGUGGUCAAGGAGGAGGAAGAGCAAGAGAGAGUAGCGGAGGCGGAAGGGAAGCAGGGACCGCAGGAGGUUGCGGCGCCGAAGUGGACGGAGGAGAGCAAGGGGGAGGAAUACAUGACCAAGAAAGAAAGAGAAGAAGAGCCUGAUUCGGACUCCGACUCCGACUCCGACUCCGAUUCAGACGACGAGGAAGAAGAAGAUGGAGGUCGCUUGGCGCAAUGGCUUUGGGGCCUCUGGAAGCGCUUCCAUAUCUAAGUUGACUAUGGCGCUGCAUGGACUCAUGGAUUUGGACGAGGACGGGCGUCAGCGCUCCUCACUCGUGCUUAUAUGAAAUGAUCGAGCAACCUUAAUGACGAUAACUACAGCAGCACACGAUCGAAUCUCUGUUCACGGGCUCAGUCAAUGUUGUACUGGAGAUGGAGAGAGGAGUCCUUGUCUGGAUGCUAAGUAGCAAUAAUGGAGCUCGGAGGAUUGCUAGCUUUUCAUUGAUCUCUUCUAUAUGACCUUUCACUAAUUUCUCGUAUGUUUCUGUCCACGUCUGUGGAGUUCGUCCUCACUGUUCGAUGACCUGCAACCCACUGGUCCAAGAUGUGACCCCCCUCAUCUGCAUUGGACCAGGAGAGGAGUCCACUGCUUUUAUCCCGACGCUUCCGUCCCUCGAGAGGUGGCGGAGACGAUGAGAACUUGUUUGUUUACUUUUCUGUUCCCUGCAUACUUAUUUUAAUUCUCUUUGCUGUCCUGUCAUACGCAAACACAACGACUCCACCAUCAUUCCCGUCGCAGAUCCAUGGAAUGCGCCACCAGCCUCAUCCUCUCGCUGCUCUCCACUCUCCUCGUCCUCUCUCAUGCCGGCCGCCUCGCCCUUCCCCUCUCCGCCGCCGGAGACCUCGACCAGCCGGAGGGCGGCCUUCGCACGGCCACCGUCCCCCGCUUCGAAAUUGAUGCCCCCCUCUCUGCAGAUGGCUCCCGCCGCCGCUACCGUCACCGCGGCGCCGCUGUUCCCUACGGAGACGGCGUGAUCGCUUCGGUCCACGCGAAGGACGGGGAAGCAGGCGGUGAGGCGAAGACAGGCAGGGAGAAGGCUGCCGACGGGUGGCGGAGAACAGAGGAGGUUGACCAUAGUGGGGGCGAAGAGUACAAGAAGAAAGAUGACGACUUGAAUUCAGGUUCAGACGAGGUAAAGGAGGCAGGAGAAGAGGAGCUGCAGCUUCAGACUAAGAAUAAGAACAAGGAUAAAGAGAAGAAUAAGGAGAAGAACAAGGAUAAAGACAAGGAGAAGGAGAAGAACAAGAACAAAGACAAGGAGAAGGAGAAGAACAAGGAUAAAGAGAAGAAUAAGGAGAAGAACAAGGAUAAAGACAAGGAGAAGGAGAAGAACAAGAACAAAGAUAAGGAGAAGAACAAGGAUAAAGAGAAGAACAAGGAGAAAGACAAAGAUAAGGAGAAGAACAAGGAGAAAGAUAAGGAGAAGAACAAGAACAAAGAGAAGAGCAAGCACAAGCAGGAGAAAGAGGGUGAGGGAUGGAUGAAGUGGUAUCGGGAGCUGAAGAAUCGCUUGGAGCUGUAGGUAGACCUCCACCGGUGCUGGAGACAAGCUGGGAGCAGCUUACUGCAAUGUUCCAUCUUAUCUUGUGUGUUUUCCUAGAUCAGCAUGACAUGAUCUGUUUCUUCUGUGUCGUAUCAUCUACUAGUAAUCCGUACCUGUUCCGUGUUGAUAAAACGUUCCAUGUUUGAUCUUGUAUCAUCUUCUUCCAAUAAUUGUUCUUUGUUUUCUUUGGAA